Messenger RNA from Pelobates cultripes (western spadefoot toad), 300 nucleotides. The record is from the annotation of a GenBank genome assembly. Lineage: Eukaryota; Metazoa; Chordata; Amphibia; Anura; Pelobatidae.
AUGGGUCGCACUAAACGACAUGACACUCACCAAACCCCGAGGGGCAACCAGGGUUACUCCCAAGCCGGACCGAUGGACCGUUUCCUCCAAACGCUGGCGAGUCCAUCCUGCAAAAAAGUGGGCCCAAAUAUGGCCAACACCCUGGUCCCAUCACCAACCUCCGAUACAUCUCCUCUCUCCCUGGCAGACAUUAGCGCAAAUAUCAGGGCACUGUCAAGCAAAAUGGUCACCAAAUCUGACCUGAAACCGUUCUCGGACACCAUCCACGAGGCUGUAUGCUCGGAGGUAGCUAUGCUGUAG